Lymnaea stagnalis (great pond snail) is the source of this 38904-nucleotide messenger RNA. The record is from the annotation of a GenBank genome assembly. NCBI's taxonomy places the organism in Eukaryota, Metazoa, Mollusca, Gastropoda, Lymnaeidae.
AAGCUGGAUCACAUACCUUUUUGAAAGAACUUGAUUUUGUAUCCACUGCAACAUGGUUUUAUCUGGCAUACGACUUUAUUAAAAAAAAAGAAUGGCAUUUGGCUGAGUUUGUAGUCAAGAGAGCAUUAGAUACAGGAGUUGACAGUGAGCCAUUAAACUUUACUGAUGUCAAUUUAGAGCAUUUCUGUCACAAAGAGCUUCUGCAAGAUCAUCAUAAGUGAGUAGUAUUAACGUUUCAGUUUUAUUUGUCUAAAAACUUUUUUUAUUUCAUUUCCAGAUAAUUACUUGAUACAUAUAACCGGUGAUUGAUUUUCAUUUCACCAGUGAUUUAGGUUCUAUUAAUUUUUAUUGUGUGUUAUUAAAGCCCCCAUAUUUUAAAAGAGGUCAGCUUAAAAAUAUGAAAUGGUUUUAUUUCAGAUGGAUCAGUUGCCUGCUGAUAAUUUUCCUUAAAUAUGGUGCAGAAAAGGAGAAACUGAAGUUCCACGCUGGAGAUACUUUCUUUCAUGCCAUCAUUUCUAUUGUGUCACUGACACCUAAUCCUCCUCUUGCCGGAAAGGUGAAGCUUGUUGAGGACUCCCACAAGCUACUCUCAUUUGUCAUGGAAACAUUUAUUGUACCCAAGCAUCUUCAAAACUUAACAGAUGACAAAGGGAAUACUGUGCUGCAUCAUUUAGCAACACUCAAGGUAAUUCAUUUUUAAAUACUCAGUUGCUGUUCUUUUUUCCAAUUUUUUAAAUUGUAUUUCUCUUGUAUGUUGUGACAUGCUAAGAUGACAUAGUGGAUUCAGCUUCAACAGUUUUGUUUUCCUAAGUCAUAUAUAUAUGCAAUACUUUCUCACCUGGCCUGGUUUUUCCUGUAGAGCGUUUGGCUUUUAAAUCUUCACUUUCCCAAAGUCACUCACAAGGCAGUGAUCCUUUCUUACAAUUUUUGUACACAACAGUUUGUAGUUAAGAAAAAACAACACUUCUCUUAUUGUUAAGGUUGCCUAAUAUAAUAUAAAAGUUAUAUUACACUCCAGCCUAAGGUGUUGGCAAAAUAUUGAUGUUGAUACAGUUAUUUCCACUGAGCCAUUAAUUUUACAGCUGAUCAAAUGGAGAAAAACGAUGUCAAUCCGUUAUUAAUGGUUUAAUCGGUGAUAUACAGAUCAACUGUGCUCAUCGUUGGGAUUCAAAAUCCCACAACACCACACCAAAUAUCCUCACCAUCACCCCCCACCUAUCUGUGAGAUAAACUUCCUCACUGUGCUCAUCGUUGGGAUUCAAAAUCCCACAACACCACACCAAAUAUCCUCACCAUCACCCCCCACCUAUCUGUGAGAUAAACUUCCUCACUAAAGACGCUGACCAAAGCAUCAUAAGCUUAAACUGGAGGAUCUUGGUGUGGGGCUGCUAUGAUGUAACAUGCCAGAAUUUUUGUUUAUUAUAAAAAGAAAAAAAAAAAUGUUUUUCUGCCAUCUGCAAAUCAGUAAUUUAAUUUAAAAAAUGCAUGUAUCUCUGCAAUUAAGGGGACUGACCAGAUGAGAGACUUUCUGGGCGAUUACCUGCCGAGUAUGGGAGUGGAUGUUAUGGCUGUGAAUAAGGACAGAAAACUGGCCAUUGACUUGACCAGCCCGACAGAUAUCCUUCGAAUUACAUUGCAGAGAAAAAUGAAAGGUAAAGAAAUAAAGUAGAAAAAUUCAUUUGAAUUAUUUAUUGUGAAUUCUUCAUGUAAAGCUGCUGUCAACAACAUCAAUGUUGCCUGUCAGUACCUCACAUCAAUCCAUAGUCUAUAGUAGAACAAGAAGACACUCACCUCCUAGCUCAAAAGAGAAGUCUGAAUUGAUUUACUUAAACUAGGAAUGCUGUUAGAGGCUGUUCGAUAUGGAUGGCCUGCCAACUUUGAUCACAUAAUUGAUAGCUUGGAGAAAGUAUUCAAUGAAGAAAGUUUAAUGACAAAUUUAAACAACUGGAACAAAUAUUAUUACUUAAGUUUAAUUGUUUCAUUAUAAAAUGUAACUCACAUGAAUACAUCACCCAGGGAUUUGAAGGGGGAAAAAAUGGGGUUAGGGUGGGUUCAUCUUUCAUAGUCAGUGAUGUCAUAUUGGUGGAAUUUUUUAUGGUGCGACUUUAUCCCAGGAAAAGCAACUGUUUCCCAAUCAGCAGAUCCCCACUCUCCAUCCAGCUGGUGAACCCGAAAGGUAGUCAGCACAACUUGACAUCAAGGGCAUCACUGGAGUUGCCAAAAUUUUGAUUAAGUAAAAUGCCAUGCUGCCUGCAGGACUCCUGGCUUUUUCUUUUUAAGUGAUUACUCCCAUCAUCUGAACCUUGAGGACCGUAGCCUCAAGGUGGUGGAGGUUUGUGGUUGCUCAAGGCGGUGGAGGUUUGUGGUUGCUCAAGGCGGUUUGAGGUUUGUGGUUGCUCAAGGCGGUGGAGGUUUGUGGUUGCUUAAGGCGGUGGAGGUUUGUGGUUGCUCAAGGCGGUGGAGGUUUGGGGUUGCUCAAGGCGGUGGAGGUUUGUGGUUGCUCAAGGCGGUGGAGGUUUGUGGUUGCUCAAGGGGGUGGAGGUUUGUGGUUGCUCAAGGGGUGGAGGUUUGUGGUUGCUCAAGGCGGUGGAGUGGUGGAGGUUUGUGGUUGCUCAAGGCGGUGGAGGCUUGUGGUUGCUCAAGGCGGUGGAGGCUUGUGGUUGCUCAAGGCGGUGGAGGCUUGUGGUUGCUCAAGGCGGUGGAGGCUUGUGGUUGCUCAAGGCGGUGGAGGCUUGUGGUUGGAGUUUUCCCUGUCUUAGUUGAGCCACUGUCUGAGGCAGACGAGUCAAAGCCAAGCAAAGUGCUGGAAUUUAUUUGAUUUGUCUUCAACUCUUCAAACCGUGCAGUUAUGAUUCUGUUAACUAUUUUGUUCCUUUAUAUUUCAGAGGGCAACCACAUCAGAGAACAAAGUAAAGGACGAGAGCGGAAAGCCAAAGAGGAAAAAAAGGUGGAACAGAAAAAGGAAUCGGGGGAUGUGAGAAGAAAAGUGCAGGAGAACAAAAAGGCUGAUGAGAACCAAACCAAAAAACCCAACACAGACGAUGGGAAGAAAUCAAAGCCUGUUAAGCAAAAGUCAAAGGGUCCGUGCGACCAGUGUGAAAUCAAACUGGAAGAGGCUUUGGCUCAGCAGAAGGAAGAGAAUUAUGAAAAAGGUAAUACUCAUCUACAGUAGUGGUUAAUUAUUUGGUUAAAUGGUUAAACAAGGGUCAAAUUUUCUAUAACAAGGUAAUGAAAUUUAUUUUGAGUUAAAACUAAAGAGCAUGUGUAUUGGAGCACGUCACUUAUCUCUGUUGGGGGGAGACGAUAUUUUCUGAAGAAUUUAAAACCCAGUUUUUUAAUAUUUUUUCAUAGCCUACCUGAGCCUGGUAGAAGUGAUAACUUCUCCCCACAGCACAGAUGUACGCCAUAAAUCACUCAGGGAGACAAGUCUUCAACGUCUGGCUGCUCUUUUAUCAUGCAAUGUAACCAGAGGUAAUGCAUGCGGGGACCUUUGCAAUAAAAAUUGGAAUUUUAUUUUCUGUGUUAAAAAUAUUAUGGAGCAGCAAGUACAUUUUCUCAACAAACUGAUUGUCAUAAUAAUCAUUUUGUCAGAACCAUUUGGAAAUUAAAUUUUUAAGCAGUCUAAUUUUUAAAAGACGAGUAAUUGUUAGCUGCAUAUUUAUGUUAAAUGGACAAUUUUUGGCAUGUAAAAACAUUAUUUGGUGUCAAAUCUUCUGUGUGUACUAGAUUGUUUAAUUCAUCAAGAUCUUUCACAUGUUGUAAUUUGUCGUAAUAGCAAUGAAUCAACUCAAGUCCUUUUUCAAAAUAAAUGCAACUUUAAUAUCUAAUUAGAUACACAGACUGUUAAUUCCAUAUACACAUGUAUAGCGCAGCUCGCUAUCACAGAGAAAUAAAACACAACCUUCUUUCACAAAGUUUCUUUCACGACUGCUACACGACUAAAACAUACAUCACAAAACAGACUAGACACUACGUCAUAAAAAGCAUAAAAUACGUCAUUGCCAAGUCUAGCGCAGGAAGAGCUUUCACUAAUUCCCCUCUCAAAAACACACAGCUUGUAAUCAAACACAAUAUCUAGUUGCAACAAUUAUUAAUGAACUCCCAUACUCGACAUAUGGUCAAUUAUAACAAUAGUUGUCCAUCGUGUAAUAUCAUUUAUGGGUGAAAAAAAAUUGGUUAAAAUAAAUCUACAUAUGUGGGGGGUUUUUUGUUGUUGUUCUCAAUACCUUGUUUAUUCUUAAGCAAACUUAUCACAAAAUUCUGUGUCUUUUGAUCUCCUUAUGAUUUUAUUAGAAUCCAGCUUUAAGUUCAAGCUUGUAUACUCUCAUUGAUUUUUCUUUCAGACAUUCCAAUAAUCCUGGUGAGUCGUUUGAACCCAGAGGGCAUUAAAGAUCUGCUUGACCAGUUGGCUCAGCGUAAGAACUGGCGGCUGCUUGAAAUGUUGGUCACAAAAACUAGGAUGGCUGGCAAGGCCAAGGCGUUGGCCAACUUUGCCCGAUCGAUGUCUCUCCUUGACGCCAUUGUUGAGCCGUCUGCUGAUGGGUUGGAGUCCACCAAGAUCGGGCUCAUAAACUUACUUCAGACCAAUGGGGCCAAGUUUGACAAAUCAACUUCGGCAGCAGCUUUAGAAACUUGCAUGAAGAGCUCGGAAUGGAAGGUAGGGCAGAUGAUAAUAAAAGGUUUAUGGGAAUUUUCGGUACCUUCUUCUUUACCCAUUGUAUAUUGUAAAGGAUCAUUUCUAUCUAAUUAUUCAAAUCAUCAACUAAAAUACUGUUAACAUUCAAAUGAUAUGACCAUACAUUAUUUAGUUUGGAUUUCAAGUAAAGAAAUUUUUUUUUCAUUUUUAACAAAAUAUUUCUAUUUAGGUAGUGUUAAAAUUGUUGACAAUGGGAGCUAAUCCCAAGGGUAUUACCCUGACACCAAAUGACACCCCGAACCAUGCAGCACUUCAAGUGGCAUUGGUCAAAGAGCCAGGUAAUUUGAUUAGCUGUAACAUGCACAAAAUGAUUUUUCGUGUGUUGUUUGAUUUAUUAUUCAUAUAAAUUUAGUCGAAACGGAUUAAAAUAGCAUUUUUAAUUUUUGGUAUUAUUAUUUUGUGCAGGUAACUUCAGUAUGAUGAUUUUAUACAGGUUAAUUUGGUAUUAUGAAUAUGUACAGGUAACUUGGGUAUUAUGAUUUCAUACAGGUAACUUCAGUAUUAUGGAAGAAUUGAGAACCAUUUAUGAAAAAGAUAAUGCUUCCCACCCAUACUUGAAUGUCUCCUGCAUUGAUGAGGAUGGCAACACACUGCUCCAUCUUGCUGCAAUGGUAGGGCAGUGCUCUCACCUUUAGGGGGAAAAGCUGUGGAUCUGACUAGGAUAUUAUAUUGUGCAUGAUGUGAAAUAUUCAAUGUUUUUUAAUGAGUUUUUAAUCUGCAUGAGUUAUUGAGCUAAAAUAGUUUAAAUAUUUAAGUUAAAUCCAGUUUUUAAAAUAAUGUUAUUAUGGCUCUGGAAACUGAAAAGUAGAAAACAUACUAUUUGACUAGAGCAUGCUACAAAAUAGGUUUAGGAGUAGGAAUUACUUGGGAUUUUGUUAGAGAGUGAAAAGUAGAAAACUUACUAUAAUUUGACUAGAACAUGCUACAAAAUGGGUUUAGGAGUAGAAAUUACUUGGGAUUUUGUUAGAGAGUGAAAAGUAGAAAACUUACUAUUAUUUGACUAGAACAUGCUGCAAAAUAAGUAUAGGAGUAGGAAUUACUUGGGAUUUUGUUUAACAGUUUUUUUUAUACUCUACAUGAUGUUUUGGCAUUGUCAUGAUCAUUUAUUUAAAAAAAAUUUAAUCUUGCAAACAAUUUUGCCAUUUUAAAAUUGAUUUUAAGUUAUACUAGGUCCUAAAAAUUCUUGUAGUAAAGUAAACAAAAUUUAAAAUGCCUAAAUAAGAAUAAUAAUGUUCUGAUGAACAACUUUUUUUUCCCCCACUUUGUAGGCCAAAUUCAGCCAGCACUCUCUAAGAGCUGUGGAAAUGCUGUGUGGAAGACAUGCCCCAGCAGGCGUACCAAACAAGGAGGGUAAGCUCCCCAUUCAGUGUCUGCCCAGUCUCACUGACAGAAGAUGUCAGUACCUCAAAAAUGCUAUGGGGAGACAAGGUGUGUCAACUAGGAACUUACCUGGCAAGGUGGCUGGCUCCAAAGAUCAAACAAAAUCUGGCCCGCCCAAAGAAGGCCCAAUCACUGGAAAAAGAAACAUUGAGGUUACCCUGGUUAUUUUUCUAUGCCUAGUUUAGUCACAUUUUGACUGAAUCUUUAACUGUACACCAAGCUUGUCCAGCAAAUUUAAAUUAAAUAGUUCACUAUACAACUUGCUUGUCCGACACAGUCAGCUUGAUACAACUUUAACACAAGGUUAUGCCUUGAUUUAAAAAAGGGUUGUUUUGUUUUAAAUUUUUAAAAUUUAUAAAUGGAUGUUUCUAUUAUUUUAAAAAAAUCUUAUAGGAUAUUCUAUGGAAAUCUUAAACAGAUAAAAUACCUUUUUUUUUAAAUUUCCUUAUUGUGGUGAUAUUAAAAUAUACAUUUUCAACAGGCUGCAAGAAGCACGGCUGAACAAAUCCUGAAAGAAAUCCCAGAUGUUAGCUUUGAUUUCCUGCUUGAAAAGGGGGAUAGCAAAGGAAACGCAGACCAAAACCAACAAGAUUCUGAGGAGGAGGAGGAGGACGAUGAUGAUUCUGAGGAUUCGAGUGCUGAGACAUCAGUGUCUGAACAAGAAAGUAAGGAAGAAUCUCUUUUAGUUAGACUUGUACACUCUGGAAGGAACAAUCUCUUUAGUUGGAUAUGUACACUCACGGAAGGAAAAAUCUCUUUUAGUUAGACAUGAACAAACAUGUAAGGGAGAAUCUCUUGUUGUUAGUCAUGUACAAACACCAUUUAAGAAACUAAACUUUUUAUUAUGGGCCUUGGAAUUAUUGCCAGAAUUCUGGAUAGUCAAUGGAUCCAGGCUUUGGUGGGUAGAGGGGCUAAUGAGGCUACUUCCCUACUGAACCUGCCACCCUAUAUCCCAUCCAGAUGUUGGUGGGUACAUGCACCAGUGACCUUACUGCCCUACUGAACCUUUCCACCCCAUAUCCCAUCCAGAUGUUGGUGGGUAGUGGGGCCAGUGACUUUAUUGAACCUACUGCCCCAUAUUCCAAGAAGUUUCUUGGAUUUAUGGGUAGAACAUUUGAAAUAUUGUUAAUCUGUUGUAUAAAUGCAAUCAUGAAUUGUUAAUACUUUUUUUAAAAUCUUAGUUUUAUUGGUUUUUAUAUUUGAUUGAACAGAAAGUUUCACCAAAUUAACUGAUGCAUAUGAUAUUCUUUUCCUAUCGAUAACUGAUAAUAUUUCUGUAUCUUUUGUGUGAAGAUUAUGAUUUUGAUGGGGGAAAAUCAAGUGACAGUAAGGAGGAUCAUUCAGAGGAGGGCAGUGUGGAACUUGAUGUUAAAUCUUUUGAUAACCUUGAGUGGGAUGUGGAAUGUACAGGUAAACAAGAUGUGUUUUAAGAACAAACUGCUGGACAAGUUGUGGUGACAUGAGGUACAAAAAUAUCUGAAUAAGUUCUAGUAAGUGACAUGAUGCACUAUUAGGUCUUGAUGUGUUCUAGUGACAUGAUGUACAAUUAGAUCUGGAUAAGUUUUAGUGACAUGAUGUACAGUUAGAUCUGGAUGAGUUCUAGGGAUAUGAUGUACUAUUAGGUCAUGUAUGUUCUAGUGAUAUGAUGUACAUAGUGACAUGAUGUACAAUUAGAUCUGGAUAGUUCUAGUGACAUGAUGUACAAUUAGAUCUGGAUAAGUUUUAGUGACAUGAUGUACAGUUAGAUCUGGAUGAGUUCUAGGGAUAUGAUGUACUAUUAGGUCAUGUAUGUUCUAGUGAUAUGAUGUACAUAGUGACAUGAUGUACAAUUAGAUCUGGAUAGUUCUAGUGACAUGAUGUACAAUUAGAUCUGGAUAAGUUCUAGUGACAUGAUGUAAAAUUAGAUCUGGAUAAGUUCUAGUGACAUGGUUGACAGUUAGGUCUGGAUAAGUUCUGAUGAGUGACAUGAUGUACAAUUAGAUUUGGAUAAGUUCUGAUGAGUGAUUAUGAUGUACAGUUAGAUCCUGAUAAGUUGUGAUGAGUGACAUGGUUUACAGUUAGAUCUGGAUAAGUUCUGAUGAGUGACAUGAUGUGCUGUUAGAUCUGGAUAAGUUCUAGUGUCAUGAUCUACAGUGGAUCCAAACAAUAUGUUCAUAUAUUAACUUAUCAGUAUCAUGCAAUCAAAUUAAUUUUAUUAGAGGGCCAUUUUCAAAUUAAAAAUGAAAAAAUAUAUUAUUAAUAAUUUUAUUAAAAUAAAAUUAACAAUUGAAGAGGAAGUUUGGAGUCUGCUAAGAAACAGGAAAGAAAGAUUGGCCCCUAAAGACAGCAAUUCUGGAGAAAAUCAGAAGAAGACCAGGAAGGAGAGAAUACCUGACUUUUUGAAAGAAAUUAUUGUAAAAAAAAUUCAGCAGCUUGCAUCUGGUGACUGGAGGCCCCAGCUGCAGGUACACACAAUUUUAUCCCAAAGAUGUUUUAUCAAAUUUUCAUUUAAUUUUAAGUAUAUGUGGACUAAAACUUUUAUCAAGAAUAUUUGAAUUUGAUGUUAUUGUUUUUCAGUGACUUUCUGAUUAUAAUGUUUGUAAAUGAGAAAAUAAAAUGAAUAGCAAAAUAAUAUACAAUAUAAUUUUUUCAGAGCCCAAUAAAAGGUGUCCCUGAUACCCUGCUGUUGUACAGAAUUCUUUUACCGCAAGGUGCAAGUUUAAUAUGGGAGCUGGCUGUUGCAUUUUCUCCCCGACGCAGUGAAACCGCAGAAAGGCUCUUGGCCACCGGGGCCGGUGAGGACAUGUCGGCAGUGAAAGGAGGGCGGAUCUACUCUGAGUUGAUCAGAAUUUGGACUGUCGUUCUCAAGAACUCGGAUCUGAGGAGGGCGGUUCGAAAAAUUGUUAGCGCCCAUGAAAAAGGGAAGAGCUGCAUCAUUCAGGUGAAAUAUCGCAAACUAUUCUGACAAGGAUAGUGCAUUUUCAAACCCUUGAUUUCACAUAACAUUUUCCCUUUUUUUCCUAUUCCAUGCUCAGUAGAAAAUAAUCAAAUAAUGUACAGUUUAAGUUGAUCACACCAACAGACUGGAUUUAAAACAUGCAACAACAGACUGCACAAUAUAAUCACAACUGCACAAUAUAAUCACACCAAUAGACGGUAUAAAAAAAAUGACAACAAGAGGUGGUACACAGUAAUGACACCAACAGAUUUAACAUGAUCUAUUUGAAUUUACAUUCAGUUAUUCAAAACUGCAAACGGUGUUAAAUGUUGAUCACAUUGAUAUCCACUAAUCCACUUGUUCUCUUGUCCUUUUGAUUGACAGAAAAAGCUCCAGGGUCUGAGCAGUAGCCAGUUCUCAGGCAAAGAGGUGAUCACUCGUUUCCCGGAGCUGUACGUCGAGAGAAGUUCUGACCACUCUGCAGUCCACAUGGAGGUCCAAAAUAAGUUUGAAAAGCUGCUUUUCCCUCCAGCAAGCACCCACAAAAAUGAAUUCCACAUUCUAAAAUUUUACUCCUUCUCCUCAUCGCUGGUGUCGGCCAUACUGAACAACUCAGACACCAAGGUUAGGAGUCUCAUUUCUGUUUCAGUCUAUUUUUCCUUCUACAUCAGUGGUUCUCAACCUUCUUAAUGCCGAGACCCUUUAAUACAGUACCUCAUGUUGUGGUGACCCCCAGCCAUAAAAUUAUUUUCAUUGCCGCUUCACAAAUAUGUGUUUUCCGAUGGUCUUAGGCGACCCCUGUGUAAGGGUCGCCUGACCCCUCCCCAAAAUAGGUCACGACCCACAGGUUGAGAACCACUGUUUUAUAUGUUUAUUGUAGAUCAGAAAAAAGGCAUGGGAGCUGAGGCAGCACAAACAAAAGUGUAUGUCACAGUUGAGAAACCAAUGGCUCUCUACUGGUCAUUUCUUAAAUGAUAAAGUUGAAGAUAUGUUUUUUAAAGUUUUCAAAUGCUUGUCCUGACAUUUCCGAACGUAUUACUUAAAGUGUUGAAAAGUUUCAACUGCAAACAAAUUAGCCAAUAGAAAUACUGUUUGCAUUGUCAUAUUUUGAUACAUGUCUAUCCAAAGAUAAGGUCUUUUUUUUAAUAAUGUGCUGCCACGUUGAUUGAUUGUGCAUAAUCAGAAGUUUGUGAAUUGUUUUCUUUCAUUUCUACUAAGACAUUAUCUGUAUCAGCAUUUAAAUUGAAACUUUAAGAACUAACAAAAUUAUUAUGAGCUGGAGAGACCAAAGAAGCAACUUCAUAAACCUUAUUUCUUUUAAGUUUUGACACUAGAAUGAUCAAAUUUUACUUUUACUUGAACCAUUUACUAGAGAUUAUAUUUUGGCUUGUCUAAUAGGAAAUCUUAGAAGCAGCAUGAAAACCGAAUAAUUAUAGAAAAAUUAUGGGGAACAAAAAUAACGGGAAAAUUAUUAAUUUCUGCAUCAUGUGAUUGCAAGGUUAUUAUCAAUUUGUAUUCUAUUUAGAUUGACUUUCCAUUUCGGGUCACUGACUUUGAACAUGCCAUCAUCAAUGUUGACUCCAGCUCGCCUCUUCUCUUGCUUGGUCGUAGCGGCACAGGGAAGACAACCUGCUGUUUGUACAGACUUUGGAGUGUGUUUCUCUGUUACUGGGAGCAGGCAGUGAAACAUGGACGCCCCUUGUUGCCUCGAAGUGAUCUACCUGAAAAUUUAGACUUUGGUAUGUCUGUCAGCAUGUCCACACCCAUUGGAAGACAAUCCCAUUUUGCCACUCAGUCCCUUGUAUGUCUGUCAGCAUGUCCACACCCAUUGUAAGACAAUCACAUGUUGCCACUCAGUUCCUUGUAUGUCUGUCAGCAUGUCCAGACCCAUAGUAAGACAAUCACAUGUUGCCACUCAGUCCCUUGUAUGUCUGUCAGCAUGUCCAGACCCAUUGUAAGACAAUCACAUGUUGCCACUCAGUCCCUUGUAUGUCUGUCAGCAUGUCCACACCCAUUGGAAGACAAUCCCAUGUUGCCACUCAGUCCCUUGUAUGUCUGUCAGCAUGUCCAGACCCAUUGUAAGACAAUCACAUGUUGCCACUCAGUCCCUUGUAUGUCUGUCAGCAUGUCCAGACCCAUUGUAAGACAAUCACAUGUUGCCACUCAGUCCCUUGUAUGUCUGUCAGCAUGUCCACACCCAUUGGAAGACAAUCCCAUGUUGCCACUCAGUCCCUUGUAUGUCUGUCAGCAUGUCCAGACCCAUUGUAAGACAAUCCCAUGUUGCCACUCAGUCCCUUGUAUGUCUGUCAGCAUGUCCAGACCCAUUGUAAGACAAUCACAUAUUGCCACUCAGUCCCUUGUAUGUCUGUCAGCAUGUCCACCCAUUUGAAGACAAUCACAUGUUAACACUCAGUCAUGGUUUCUUUUUUUUUUAUAAACUAAUCUGGAUUUCAUUGAUGACAAAUUUCAUCACAUUUAAUUUAGAAAAUUACUCAGGUCAAAAGCAAAAAUCUGUUGAAAUCGAUAAAAUUGAAACUUGUGCCAUUCAAUCCUUUACCAGAUAACAAUCCUGAAGAAACAAGUGCUCCUAAAAAUGAGAGUGCUGUCCCUGCUCCGGACAGUCAUGAAUUUCUGGAUGAUGUGUCUGAUGAUGACAGCAGUUCUCAAGCUGAUGCUGAUGAUGACCAUGGCACCUGGUUUGAGCAUCUUCAUCAGGUACAUCCAUUAUACCUGGGAACAUGCGCUGUAUUAUAUUGUAAUAAUAAUCAUAAUUAUUAUCAACUUCUAUACUUUAAUGGUUACUUUUAAUGGUUAUACAAAUAAUAUUUAUAUAUACACACACACACACACAGACAACAGGAACUUACUUUGCUAUUAUAGAAGGUUUCUUAAAGAAUUUGGAAAUUGUACGGAAAUAAAUAAGAUCAUGUUGACAUUAAAAAUUAUAUAUUUUUUUUUUUUAUGGUCCUGUCUGCAGGUAUUCGUAACAAAAAAUCCAGUACUGUGUACAGAAGUUGAAAAAAACUUCCUCAAACUUAGACAUGCUUCAGCCAUUUUACUUGAACACAACAGCAGAGCCACAAAAUCUUUACCCAACACAUUGCAGGUGAGAUCACAGUUUUCUUCUUCUCAUGGAGUUUAUUCAAUGAAAUUAAGACAACUCAGAAAUAUGUAGUUAUUUUGUGUAUGCAUUUUUUAAAUAUUUUUUUUUACUUCCUUAUUUAAACUGUGUUUUUAACAAAUCUUUUCAACGAUAUUGUUAUAAUAUAUAUAUAUUUAUAUAUUUAAAUUUUUUUUUUUAAGUUCGUUAUUUAACUAAGCAUCAUGUGUUAAACUUUUUCAAACAAUUGAUAGAUAUUUUGCGUUUUCCACUUCAUUAUUUUAACUGCGUGUUUAAAGCUCUUUUAAGCAAAAAAUCUUGAUUAUUUAAACUGCAUGCUUCUUUGAAACAAUCUCCGCCAUCAGGAGGUGGAUGACCUGUGCUUCCCAUUGUUUCUAACUUCAAGACAGCUGCUCCUGAUGCUGGAUGCUUCAGCUGACGGGGAGCCAUUUUUCCCAAGGGAUGAAGAUCUGGCUCUGAAAGUGGACAUCCCUGGUUGGGGGACACAGGAAGACAUAUUUAACAUUGCUCCACUCAUACAUGACUUCUUAGUAGACAGUUCUGAGGAUGAAGAAGAUGAAGGUAAUCUUAUGAAAAACUGAUGAAAUUUGGUAUAUUUCCAGUUUGAGUUUAUUUUUGUCACUUACAUUAAUGUUAUCGCUUUAAAACUUCAUUUGAUCUUUUUUAUUUGUUAAAAUCAUAAUUUUUUUUAAAUACCGGGUUUGAAAUUUCAUAUUAAAAAAGUCUGGCGCUCAUUACUAUUAAAUAAAGAAAGAACUCUCUUUAACUGGGCUUUUUAUAUUGCAUACAUUGUUCAUUUUGUAAUAAAAAUUCAUUCUUCUAUUCCAGGGGUCGUCAAACUUUUUAAACUGUCCCUCAGACACUAUGGGGACCAGACUAUAGUUUGAAAAAAAAAAAAGAACAAAUUCUUAUGCAAACUGGCACAUAUUUGUAGUGCUAAAAUAAAAUAGGAAGAAUAAUGCACUAUUUAAGACCAAUUUCAAUCAAUAUAAAUCAAUCAAUAGUAUUUCAAUAGGAGGUAUGGGCCUGCUUUUUGCUAAUGCAAUGGUUAAUGUCCGGCUCCAUAUUUGUCCCUGCUAUUUGUGCUCUCCAGGCUCCAUACCCUUGUUGGUCCGGAUCUUGCUGCAACAUUAGGACCUCUGUUCUAUUAGGACACAAUACAUUAUUUAACCGUUAUGUAAAUUGUAUGAACCGUAUUUUUAUUAAAAUAAUAUUCAGGCCUAUAUCAAUCUUUCACGUACUUUUAUUCUAUCAAGGCUCAGUGAGAGUGAAAAACAUUCAACAUAAUGGGGCAAGGUCCAAGUUGAAGGCUGAUCCAAGGAGAGAAUGUACCUAUGAAAUUUUUUCUGAAAUUUGGCCAAAGGUGACCAAAAAAAUUCAGGUAAUCUCAGUCUUGCUCAUAACUGGCAGACAAUUUGGUGUUAAUGUCUAUGUGUUAAAUUUACUGUAGCUACUAGUCACAAGAGAAUUACUCAUUUGAUUACCUACAGAGUGGGAACACAUAAUGACUGUAAUUUUGGAUUAAAUCAAAUUCAAAAUACCAUAAUUUAUAUUUUUAUUCUUAAGUUAAACCCAAAACUUAAAUAAAAAUUGAGAGUAUUCAAUAUAACUACUACAUUAUUAUUUGGUAAUUUGUAAUUAUUUUUUUAAAGUAGAUGCAGCAAUCCAAAUAAAUGAAUUAGGCCAUUUCCUUUGUUUUUUAUGCCCUUGGGAAAACUAUGAAAUAUUCCCUCUGAUGUAUUCUGCCCUUGAUAAGCUAAGCCAUGAGAUACUGAAUUAGGGUAAAAAAUAUCCUUUUUUUAUAGUCUUCUAAAAUUCCUAUUUCAAAUAUCAAAUGGGGCGCUGAUAAUCCUCACAGAGAGAAUGCCAUCGAAGUUCUAUUUGAUUUAUUUCUUUUUAAAAACUUUUGUUGCUUGAAUCCAUUACCACUGGUAGGAUUGAGGAUACUGAGAAUCUGAGACAAAAGUGCUCUCAGCAUGGUCACAGUCUCCCCCCAUAUUUAUUUUUAAUAUUUAAGCAAUUUUUAAAAAAAAAUUGAUGGUGUGAAAAGAUUAUAGUUCCUUCCCUAUCUAAAGGCUAAUGUAAUUACUUAUUGUUUCAUUGCCUCCUUUUCUAAAUUAUAUAUUUUUAAAAUUUGCUUUUGUUUUAUGUGUCAAUUCUUUACUUGCUAGAUUGACUGUCAUCCAUCUCUUGUCUGGACGGAGAUCAUGUCUUUCAUCAAAGGAUCAUUUGAGGCCCUUUACACAGAGAAAGGCUAUUUGGAAAAAAAUCAAUAUUUGGAAUUGGGUCGGAAAAGAGCUCCCAAUUUCAGCGGGGACCGCACGCAAGUGUAUGAGGUUUUCUUGCGAUACCACAGCUACAAGCAGCAGCACUUCCUGUUUGACGAGGCAGAUCUUGUCUUUAAAGUGUACACCAGACUUCGUACUGUUAGUAUUUUUUUCAACGCAUAAAUGGCUUAAAAUGUUAUUAGUAUAUGCAUCGUUAUUAUUGAGUAUAUUAACAGCCGUUUGGGAAAGAGGUUUAUUGCCUAAAUUUUUACCUUAUGUAUGAAUAAAUAAAUAAAUUAACAACUACUUCCUACUUACCUAUUUUUAUAAUAAUUAAAAAAAUAUAAGAAGCUGCUUUUUUUUCCCUGUGCAAGUCGGGAAGGGGGUGGGGUGAGGAAAGGGUGAAUGGGUGACUGUUGUGAAUGAGAAAGUAUUUUAUUUUCUUAAUAAUUAAUUUCAUAAGCAUCACUGCAUUUUGUAAGUCAUUUUUGAAACCAUUUGAAAUUAAAUAUAAAUAAGUACAUUUUUAAAAAAAUUACCUUUAUGCUUUGGCUUAUCUAAAUUGGGCAAAUGGUACUUAUGGCAAGCUCUGAAUUUUGGUCCCUGUCCAAACAUCCUGGUAACCAUUACUGCUGCAGUCAAUCCUGCUCUAGGCAACCAUUUUUUAUUUACCUUAAAUCUAAAAUAGUAAAUAAUCAAUUCUUUAACAUUUCUAACUUGUUUAAAUAUUGCUGCAAUUAAUUUGUUUCUUUCCUUUUGAAACUCUCCUUUGUUUGUAGAUGACUUACUGCCCCUGGACUUUCCAUGAGAUCUAUGUGGAUGAGACCCAGGACUUCACCCAGGCUGAACUGGCUCUCCUUGUCUCACUGUGCUAUGACCCCAACAAAAUGUUCCUCACUGGGGACACUGCUCAGAGUAUCAUGAGGGGGAUUUCUUUCCGCUUCAGUGAUUUGAGAGCAUUGUUUCAUUAUGCUAAAGAGACUGCAAAAGAGAAUGAAAAAUAUUUGGCAAAAAUUGAGGUAUGGAUUGCCUGAACAAAUUUUUCCACUCAAAAUAUUAUUAUUUUAAAAAAAAUUGAUCUAUGGUUUAAAAUGCAGUAUUAUUAUCAAAUAUUUAUUUAACUUAUUUAAUCAAUGUUUCUUUUUUUAAGAACUUAAGGACAUCUGGGGGUGGAUUUGCAUUUAAAUACUUGGUUAUUAAAGUUUUAACAAAUUAGUUGAUUUAAAAAAUAAAUUUAAAAUAUUUUUAUAUCCUUUCUAAUAAGUCCAUUUGAUUAACAUAAGCUGAACUUCUUUAUAUUUCCAGGUUCCUAAAAAAAUCCACCAACUUCGUCACAACUAUCGGUCACAUACAGGAAUUCUCUCCCUUGCAUCAGCUGUUUUGGACAUACUCACAGAACUCUUCCCAGACUCUUUUGACCCUCUCCAGAAAGACCAGGGCAUGUUCGCUGGUCCCAAGCCAGUCAUUAUUGAGUCUUGUAGUCCAGGCAAGAACUUUUGAGAAUUUUUUUUUUCAUUUCAAUGUGAUGUUUCCAUUCACAGAUAUAGGGGUGUAUAAGAAUUAUAAUGAUUUUAAUUCAAACAACUGGCACUGCGCUUAAUCAAAAGGAAAUUGUUUAAAUAAAUGCACAAUACCUCGACAUUGUCUGACAAAUAUUUGUGAGAAUGUUUAAAAAUAAUAAAGAAUGUUCAUUAAAUGUUGAACAAAUGAUCUGCUCUGUGUAUUCUUUGGUAGUGUAUCAUAAACUAAACUACUGAACUUGUUGAGCUCUGAUGCAGCCUCUUCUGAUAGCUUAACUAAAGUAACACUGUAGUAUUUAAGGUCACUUGUAUAACCUUCAUUUGGAUAAGAAAAAAACUGUGACAUCGAGAGCAUUCAACUGAUUGUCCAUUUUAAGCAAUUUUUUCUAAAGCUCUAUGCAUCCUGUUAACCUCCUAGUGAUACCUAAUGAUGAAAACUUCGUGUACAUAACAUGUUCCAUGAUGGAGCCCAUUUUUUUUAUUUGUUUCAGGUGACCUGGCAUUGCUGCUGACUGGGAACAGAAGGAAGACCUCCCACAUUGAGUUUGGUGCCCACCAAGCUAUUCUGGUUGUGAAUGAGGAGGCCAAGACCCACCUGCCAGAAGAGUUGAGCACUGGCAUCAUCCUGACCAUAUAUGAGUCCAAGGGGCUGGAGUUUGAUGACAUUCUCAUCUACAACUUUUUCAAAGACUCACAGGUACUACUAGUUUUUUUUUUCAGUACUGGAAAUAACCCGCCAAACAAUAGCGGCAGCAAUGUCUGAUCUUCCCAUCUGCCAAAGUUACUUGACAAAACAUGCAUUCAAGUACCGCACUUGAUAAGAAUCCCAAUGAGUGCUAACUUCUGGGAAUUUUAUAUUGUGCGCCUAUUGAGCACAGCGUUACAACCAUAUUUACAUAAGAUAAGAUAAGAUUCUUUUAUUGAUCCAAAUAAAUGGAAAUUUUUUUUGAUUGCAUUAUAUAUUUUCAGCACAAAAAUAAAACAAUUUGAAUCCAAGACAUUUAUAAUAAAUCAUUUCAAACAGCCAUUCAGUGAGUUCUCUUAGCAAAAUCAGGGACUUAUUAGAUCUCAUUCAGAUGUGUGACUUCAGAGGAAGCACGCCGGUAAAUUGGUACAGAUUGGGGAACAAAAGAAUUUUUAUAUCGGUCAGUCCUCGCCCUGAUGGAAAGAAUUCGUCCCGAACGGCCCGAUCCUAAGUAUCUAGGAUGAAGAGGGUGGGAUGUAUCAUCCAAAAUGUGUUUAGUUUACAUACAUAUAUACCUAGAGAAUUAUUAUUUGUUAUCGUUAUUUUUACUUGGACUUCUACCAAUAGUUUUGUUAAUUGAAUAGAUGAGAGUAAAAUAAAAACUGACUAAUCUUGGCAUAUAAACAGUAAAGCUUUGUUGUUGACAUUUUUGUAGGUCUAAAUAUUUGAACACUGUUGAAUUUUAAAUUCCAGCUCAUUAUAAAAAUUCAUGAUAAAAACAAUGUUUUGGUGGGGGGUUUUUUGAAUUAAAAAAUAAAAAUAUGUUUUAUGACUUGGAAUGAUGACAUAAUGUAAAUCAAGUAAAUAUAUUUACUUUUAUAAGUUAAUUCAAAGUUUUUACAAACAAACUAUAAAGUAUGUCACAGUUGGGCUUUUAGAGUCUGUGGCUGUUGUUAAUAGAAUUAUCUUAUUUGUUAUUUUGAUUGUUUCAAUUUGAACAGACUAAAAAAGAAUGGAGGGUGGUCACGGCAAUACUAGAAAAACUUGCUUCAAGGGGUGAUCAAGAAGGACAAGGUGAUGAUAAUCUAGUGGAAAUUGAUACAGGUAAAUAUUGAAAUGAAAAUCUAGUGGAAAUGGAAACAGGUAAAUAUUGACAUGAUGAUCUUGUAGAAAUUGAAACAGGUAAAUAUUGACAUGACAAUCUUGUAGAAGUUGAUACAGGUAAAUAUUGAAAUAAAAAUCUAGUGGAAAUUGAUACAGAUAAAUAUUGAAAGGAAAAUCUGGUACAAAUUGAAACAGGAUAAUCUUAUAGAAAUUGAUACAGGUAAAUAUUGACAUGAUAAUCUAGUAGAAGGUUGAUCCAGAUUAAUAUGAUAUGAAUGUAAGGUAUUGAAAUAUUUAUGACUUCUUUAAUAUCUCUGUUAUUUUGGUGUUUGCUUUUGAAUGUUUAAAAAACCAGCCAAAUUUGACACAUAAUUGUCCCAUCUUUUUUGUUUUUGUUUCAAGAUGUGCUGAGUCAAAGCAGUCGACCUCGUCCACUUCAGUUUGAUCCAAACCAGCACAAAAUUCUGAACUCAGAGUUGAAACACCUGUACACAGCUCUGACCCGUGCCAGGGUCAAUGUCUGGAUAUUUGAUGAGGAUGAAGAGAAGAGAGCCCCAAUGUUUGAAUAUUUUAAAGCACUGAAGCUUGUCAAGUGUAUGGCCAGUGGAAGCACUGAGGACAUAACUGAAGGUACUGCUGGACAUUAAUGGAUCAAUACUUGACUGAAAGUAUUGUGGGGCAUUAACUGAUCAAUACCUGACUGAAGGUAUUGCAGAACAUUAACUGAUUAAUACUUAACUGAAGGUACUGCUGGACAUUAACUGAUCAAUAUUUAACUGAAGGUGUUGCGGGACAUUAACUGAUCAAUAUUUAACUGAAGGUAUUGCAGAACAUUGACUGAUUAAUACUUAACUGAAGGUAUUGCUGGACAUUAACUAAUCAAUACUUAACUGAAGGAUUUGCUGGACAUUAACUAAUCAAUACUUAACUGAAGGUAUUGUUCUAAUAUAAAAAAACAUUCCAAUGGCUACUAGUUUAGUUGGCCUGCCAGCACACAUAUCUAAUUAUUCAAUCAUUACUGACAUGUCUUGCCUCUCUUCCCCAGAGAUAAUGUUCACAGAGACAUCAAGUCCCAGGGAGUGGAGACUAGCGGGAGACAACUACAUGAAGCAACGCUUGUACACUAUAGCUGCCAAAUGUUACAGGUAAGUGCUUGAACAUUAUACUUGCCAAAUGUUAAAGGUAAGUGCUUGAACACUAUAGCUGCCAAAUGUUACAAGUAAGUGCUUGUACUCUAUAGCUGCCAAAUGUUAAAGGUAAGUGCUUGAACACUAUAGCUGCCAAAUGUUACAAGUAAGUGCUUGUACUCUAUAGCUGCCAAAUGUUACAGGUAAGUGCUUGUACAUUAUAGCUGCCAAAGCUUUUUAGAUAAAUGAAUAUUAGGCAUAAGCCGAAAGUUUGGCGUAAACCUAAAGUAUCAAAAUACAUAAUUCUCUAUAUAACAAUUUCUUUAACGCUACCAGAUGGCGCUGGUGUCACUAAAUACAAUGAGAAUAUACGGUAAGUGUGUUUGGUGCGUAGUAUUUUCAUUUGUCUAACGGCAAUGGUUGGUGUAAUAAAUCUCCUGUAAAGUGGGGGGGAGGGGGGGGACAUAAGAACACCAAUAUAAUUCAUGGGGGGUGACAUGGGGGGGUGGGCACUAACUGGGAAUCUUAAAUAGUGUUUUACUUGAAUGCAUGUUUUGUGAAGUAGCUUCAGUAGAUGGGAAGAUCUCGCACUGCAGCUGCCGUUGUUAGGGUGGCUAUAGCUAGUGUAAUGAUAAUUCAAGAAAGCUGUUACAAGACCUAUAGCUGUGUUUCUUUGUCUUUUCCAUAACAAAUGCACUUAUAAAAAUAUUCUUUUAAGAUUUUUCUCUUUUUUGAUAAACAUUUUCAAGGAAAGCCUCACAACCUGAAAAAGAAAAGCUGGCAAAUGCAUACCAGACAGCACUGGAAGCCUCUAGAAAGAAAACAUCCCCAAGAGAGAUAAGGGACUUGUACCUUCUGGCUGGUACACAAUUCCUCAAGUGUGAUGACCUGCACAAGGCCGCUCUGUGCUUCCAGAACUCACAAGAUUACCAACUUGCUGCUCUGGCCUUUAAAAAGAACGGCCAGGUUAAAAACCCAGUCUUUCAUUAUUUCACAUUUAAACAUCAACAUCAGGGUUUUUAAAUUACCUAACAAAACCAAACUUAAGGUCUCAGAUAAGACUGUCAUGUCAUUGUGAGGCAUUGUGAGAACAGUUGUCUAAUUCCUCAUAAUAAAUAGUGAAAAGGGAUUUUUUAAAAUAAUUAUUUUUUAAAGAUAAUUGUUAUAGAAGUGGGGCGGGGUGUUUUUUUAAAAUGGGACCGGAUUUUUUUUUUUUAAAUGGGACUGGGAGUUUUUUUUAAAAUGGGACUAGAUGCAGUGUGCUAAAUAUAUGGCAUGGGAAAUGUCAAAUGCCUAAGGGAACAAACCCUUAAAGAAAAAUGUGUGAUAGGAAUUAUAUCAGCCAACAAAUAAAUGGAGGCUUGUAAUCCUGGAUAACUGUGUCAUAGCCAAGACUAUUGCAAUUUCAUCAUAUUUAUGAUCUUAACUGGAUAGCCAGGAAAGAUGUAAUGCAGUCAGAUCACAUAAGCUUCUUGUUAUGGGCUCUUUACAUUACUAUGUGAAGGAUAACAUACAUAUAAUAAUGACAUAAUAUUACCUGCCUAGGUAGUAUUUAAACACAGCAAUUUUCAUAGACCUUGUGGUUUUAUUAAUACUUAAGUAAUGAUGAAUCACUGUCGAAUAUAGCCUCGGACAUCUACACACAUAACGGACGAAAAACAGUAAUGAUGACCAUGGCCAAAUUUCAGAUCAGUCAGUUGCCCACUAAAAGCAUGACUGAAAAGAUCUAAUGGCCCAGUAAAAAAAUUGAUUCGUAGAUUUUGAUGGCAUCAGCCACAUCCGUAAUUUUAUUUGACGUAAACAAUAUUCCCCGUUGUUACUAUUGACAACAUUGACUUUUUCCAUCCUAUGACAGUUGGAAGAGGCAGCUGUGCAGUACAGACGGUGUCAGAACCCAGUGGAAGAAAGCCACUGUCUAGAGGAGCUGGGAUUGUUUGGGCGGGCCAUACGGGUCCUUGUUGACCAGAAAAUGUUUGACAGGGCCAUUGACUGUUUGCACAGAUAUGACAUGCUUGUCAAUGUAAGUAGUGUAGACAGCCAGGAAAUAGUAAGUGUCAAUGUAAAGUAGUGUAGACAGCCAGGAAAUAGUAAGUGUCAAUGUAAAGUAGUGUAGGCAGCCAGGAAAUAGUAAGUGUCAAUGUAAAGUAGUGUAGACAGCCAGGAAAUAGUGUCAAUGUAAAGUAGUGUAGACAGCCAGGAAAUAGUAAGAAUCAAUUAAAUCUAUAGAUAGGGAAAUCUGGUAAUGGGUGGGUAUGGACACGUAGGAUCGAUGUCCAGAUGUGGACAUUUAGGAUUGGGCAGCAGAGCUGUCGCAUGGGCCCUGCAAGUCCUGGUUGUAACGUGGAAAAAUAAUCCAUCAGCCUUGAAUUUUAGGAGGCACAAAAUGAAAAGUGGCAGGGGUCUCCUAAAGCUAUGCAACAGCUCUAAAGGGUGUGAAUGGAAAUUUAGGAAAUGGGAGCAUGGACAUCUAUUAAUGGGUAAAUACGGACAUCUAGUAAUUGGAGGAUAUGGAAAUCUAGAAAUUGGUUGGUGUGGACAUCUAGAAAUGGGUAGAUAUGGACAUCUAGUAAUGGGUGGGUAUGGACAUUUAGAAAUGAGUAGGUAUUGACAUCUAGUAAUGGGUAGGUAUGGACAUUUAGUAAUUGGUGGAUAUGGACAUCAAGGCAUCAACAUUGUUUUCAAAUACUUUUAUUUAAGGUAAAUAAACUGUUGAAACUAUUCAUGAAUUUUUUUUAAAACAGAAACUGAAACAAGAAAAAAGAGCCCUGCCGGCUGUGCUCAUUGAGAACAAGCCAAGCAGUUCUGAAGAGAAUCUUUGCUACAGGUACAUAAUUUAAACAUUUUCUUAUAUUGUACUACAGUACUGACAUUCAUUUGCCUGACCGUCCUUGUGUACCGCAACUGCCCACCAGUGCUCUCUAAGGGCCAGGCGCCUAUAAGCGCAAGCGCAGCGCCCUCUGAGCGCCAGCGCAGCGCCCUCUGAGCGCCAGCGCAGCGCCCUCUGGAACAUGGGAAUUUGAGCACGAAACAAAUCAGUUCUUAGAUAGCCAAUUUCAAGACAAAAUAUCAAUUUACCAACUCCAUGUCAGCAAUCUCUUUUUGCCUUCUCUCACCUCCGCAGUGCCGCCACACAUUACUUUGAACGCAGUGAAAAGGGGAAAUGUCUUGCGGCGAUCAACAGAGUUCAAGACAAAGGCUCUCAGAUACGAUUCUUGCAGGAAAAGGGAUUCUGGGUUGAGGCUGCUGAAAAAAUGAUGGAGGACGGUUUGUGGCUUUUGUCUGUUCUGAUUGAAAGUUGUUUUGUUGAUGUUGUCUGCUCUGGUUGAAAGUUGUUUUGUUGAUGUUGUCUGCUCUGGUUGAAAGUUGUUUUGUUGAUGUUGUCUGCUCUGGUUGAAAGUUGUUUUGUUGAUGUUGUCUGCUCUGAUUGAAAGUUGUUUUGUUGAUGUUGUCUGCUCUGGUUGAAAGUUGUUUUGUUGAUGUUGUCUGCUCUGGUUGAAAGUUGUUUUGUUGAUGUUGUCUGCUCUGGUUGAAAGUUGUUUUGUUGAUGUUGUCUGCUGUUAUGCCUGCUGGCGAUUUCUUUAAAAAAAACAUGCUUAAUAUGAAUUUCAUUUUGUCCAUGAAUUUGUGACCACUGUAAUAGAAUCACUUAACUCACAAAUAAAAUAGUAUUUUGAAUACAUUAGCUGAUAUUUCUCCAAGCCAUGUCCCUUCAGGCCUUCCAGUAGAUCAGUGGUUCUCAACCUUCAUAAUGCUGCAACCCUUUAAUACAGAUCCUCAUGUUGUGAUGACCCCCAACCAUAAAAUUAUGUUCAUUGCUACUUCAUAAAUAUUUGUUUUCCGAUGGUCUUAGGCGACUUCUGUGUAAGAGUCAAACGCCUUUCUUUUAAUCAACAAAUUAUUCAGGCUUCUCUAACCUUUUUAUGUUAGACCACAUUAGUCUGAAUACAUCAAAAUAUAUUACUCUAUACAUAGUAACAUCCAUCAUAUCAUAAACUAGGGGUUCUCCAAAAUUUUCAUCGUUAUUCCACUUCAGUUUGUAAUUUUAUAAAAUUGCAUGUCCCUAAUGUGCAUAUUUCAUAAUUUUCACUUGAAAUCUGUACUUCAUCUUUUGUCACCUCUGUGUACCACCUAUAAAAAUCGAAUGCUCCCCUUGUGUUUCAUGUACAACAUUUUUAGAAUUGCUGUUAUGCACCUUUGGUCCACCCUCAUUAUCAUUAUCAUAGAAAGUUGUGGCCUUAUAUUGCAAAAAUUUCAUAAUAAGCGGGGGUUGAGUCUGCAAUCAGGUUCGGUAGAUGGAAAUAUGUGAAAAAAAGAAUGGGAAAACCUGAAAAAGGUCAGCAGCAAAACAACAAGCAUGUCGGCAAGAAGCCAUGUUGGAUACAACAUUUCAACUGAGUGUUUAAAUUUUAAAAAAUAUUUGUGUUACUUUUCGUUUGUACUGUUCGCUGAACUAGGCGUCUGGCGGACAGGUUCAUUGUUUUGUUGCAUCCUUUUUUUUUUUUCCAGGUUUUCCCAUACCUUCUUUCACAUAACUCCUUUAUGCAAAUGUGCUAGGUUGAGCAUAACUAGCCAAGACUCUAAUACAUGUUUGUAAGUGACCGGCUCGUGCCUAUGUAUCGACAGGUCAAACAGAGCAGGCGGCUACACUGAUGUUAAGAAGUGGUGAAACCGACAAGGCCUUGGAGUAUGCCAGGUCUGGUCUUCACAAGCAGCAAACGGCUUUCAUACAUCUGGUUCUGGCCCACAAGCAUGAAACGAAGGACAAUUUCGACUUGGUAAGAUCGUGCUGUGUAGUUAUGGAUUCGCUUGCUUUAACUCGGUAAGGUUUGAGUUUGUGGUCACUUACUUUUGCUAACAUCCAUUUCUCCUCAUAUGAUUCAAACUGUGUAACACAUGGCCCCUACUACCUCUCACUGCCAGAAUUGACUUGAGGAUCACGACAGCCAAAUGUAGUAUCAGUCAUGGGGGCAGUCAUGGGGGUGUGCUACCAGGGAACCCCAAUGGAGGGCCAGCUAAAUCUUUAUUUUUUUAAAUCAUGUAUAAUUAUUUCUUAUUGACCCUACUUUUCUCUCUAUCUUUGUUAGUUAUGGCUGCUAAAAAUCUUCUGCUUUAACUCACUGUUAUUAUACCACUGGGUAUUUAAUCAACUUUCAGAAUAUAAUGUGUAUGAUUUCCUUGUACCAGUUGUUUUAUUGAACAAUUUUUGAAUGUGGGACCAUCUUCAUGAGAAAAUUUGUCAUAAGUAGUGGUAUAAAACUUAGUUAGACUAGUCUAACAUUGUUUAGAACAGAAAUAAUGUUAGACUAGUCUAACAUUGUUUAGAACAGAAAUAAACAAAAUGUUGGGGUGAGCAUCAAACAUAAUCUCUGAAAAUAUUAAAAUUUUUAUAGAGAAAAUCUCAAAAGGUGUUUAGUGUUUUAAAAAACACCAUUAUUUUUGUCAUGAACAUUUCAUGAUUUUUUUUCAGUGGUUGAAUUUAAGCUGAAGACAAUUAUUAUUUACAAGCUUAAUUUUUAUUUAUUUUUUUUGCUUUAGGAAAAGAUCAAAUAUCAUGGCUCAAAAGCACUGGAAAGUUACAUAGAACAAAGUGACUUUGGCGGGCGAGCUAAAGCCAAGCUCAUUCUGGGAAAACACACAAUGGAUGUCAAGCUGCUGAAAGAAGGUUAUAACUUUGGUUUCUUGUACACGAGACCCUAUGAAUACUUGUAAUAUUGUUCCAGUUUAAAAAUUAUCCAGAACAUUCAUCCCUAUGCUGAAAUUAAAUAUGUACAAUGCAAUCAAAACACUUUUGCAUUCUUUGGAUCAAUAAAGGCUACCUUACAUCAUCUUGACCGUUUGAAUUGUGGGAAUGGAAUAAACCCCUCACUCUUUGACUUUUGUAUCUACAGCUUUCAAUGACUUCAACAAAGAAAAGCCUCCAAACGAAGCCGGAAAGCUGGAGUGUUUUGGGGCAUUCAUGGAAACGAAACAAGAACCCCUGACACUUGAGGAGUGUCAGCGUGCCGUGAACAAUAUUAGACAAGCAUUUUCUGUAUGUUGGCUCAUAGUAUUCAAUGAAAAAUUGUCUCCUUAUAUAAAAAAAAGGAAUAGGAUAUUAUAAUAUUUUUUUAUAUAUAGAAAAUUGUAAAUGCAAUGGUAGUGAUCAAAUGUUAAGAAUGAAAUUGCGAUGGAGUACUCCGACUCUGUUUAUAACUUUAGAAAAUGGUAAAAUAUAUAAAAUUGGAAAGUGAUUGUGAUGUUUUGACGCAGUAAAAAAAAAAUAACACUCUUUACUUGUCGUCCACUCCAAUAUGUGGCCAUUAGCAAACAAACAAACAGAAGUAAACAGUUGAUGAACAGAAGUCAUAGUGAAUACAGAAUCGUGUAUUUAUUGAUGGAAUAUUUCCUCACUGGGUUCCAAGUAUUUUUUUACGACAAGAAAUUAAGACUUUUUACGCUCAAGUAAAAACUUAAAAGCACAAAUUUACAAAUGUGUGGAUUAAUAUUAAAGAGGCUUAAUGAACUUAACAAAGGUAAAGCACCAAAUCUGUCUCGACGUAUCUGGUAUAAUAAGUUUUAUUUGUUAUUCCAGUACUGUAUGCAUUAAUCAGUUUUCAUCAUGCCAUGUCUAUCUGCAGAUGGUCCAAGUCCUGAGAGACACAAAAAGAGAUAAAAACGAACAGCAGCUGUUGUACUUGAGUUUUUAUGGUGUGGAGCUGGACGUAGACAAACAACAAGUAACUUGGUACCCACAUGAAUAUCCCCUGUGUCACUGCCUGAUGACUUCUUUCGGGCUAUUGAAAGGUGAAGUCUCAGACAAGGUGACGAUGGAUAAAGCUGAGGUAUGUGAGAUUAUCUCUUGAAAGGUUACCAAUUAUGCCAACACAAUCGGCCUUGAGGAAAGGCUGCCUGAUGACUUCUUUCAGUCUAUUGAAAGGUGAAGUCUCAGACAAGGUGACAAUGGAUAAAGCUGAGGUAUGUGACAUUAUCUCUUGGAAGGUUACCAAUUAUGCCAACACAAUAGGCCUUGAGGGAAGGCUGCCUGAUGACUUCUUUCAGUCUAUUGAAAGGUGAAGUCUCAGACAAGGUGACAAUGGAUAAAGCUGAGGUAUGUGACAUUAUCUCUUGGAAGGUUACCAAUUAUGCCAACACAAAAAGCCUUAUGGGAAGGCUGCCUGAUGACUUCUUUCAGGCUAUUGAAAGGUGAAGUCUCAGACAAGGUGACAAUGGAUAAAGCUGAGGUAUGUGACAUUAUCUCUUGGAAGGUUACCAAUUAUGCCAACACAAUAGGCCUUAUGGGAAGGAAAAUUCAUCCAGCAUGCAACUGAAAAGUUGCAUUUAGAAUAUUAUCCGAUUCAAUGUUUUGGGGAAAGUUAAACGGAUCUUAUUUUGUAUAUCUAUGUGUAAAUCCAUUAAAUUAUAUUUUCAGUGUUAUUUACACUAAAUAUCAAGAGGACAUCCUGGAUUUUUAGGGUUAAACAUAUACAACAUCAUGCAUGCUUCACUAACUAGUACACAUAUUCUGGUGGGGCUUUGAGCUUACGCUAUUAAAACCCUGGCUUGUACAUUGGCAACCAGCUCCAUCUGCUGGGCUGUGGUAUAUAACAUUGUUGUGAUGUAGGACUCUUCCGCCACCCUGCCUGGCCUCCACUGCCACACCUAGCCUCCCCUGCCACAUCUAGCGCUAGGCAUUCCGUCAACAGAUGGGCUAGAGUUUCUGGGACCGGGCUGCAAUGCGGGCAGGUCGGGUCGCUGCUGUUGUCAAGUAUGUGUUGACAGGGCAAUGCUCACUUCUCAUUUGGGUCACCGACAUUAAUAUCUGCUGAAGCGUUACUGAGCAUUUCGCUCUUGAACGGCCGCUCACGAAGAACAGCGUCCAAGACCCCGAUCCGACGUAUUCGUAACCGUUAAAGUCAAGACCAAGAUCAAGGACCCCCCCCCCACUGAGAAGCGGUGGACGCGGAGUCACCAGACUCUGCCUUCAUCGACCUAACUUCCACCAAGGGUCCUGUUUGCCAGGAAGCGGCAUGUUAGUGAAGAUACCUCUGGCUUUCGUGCUUCUGCCCAAUGCCUGUACCGUUUUGUUUGAAAAUCGUCUGCCAACCAGAGAUUGGCGACUGGCCGAGGCUGGGCAGCCACGGUUUUUGCCAGUGUGUCUGCUUUUUCGUUGUCACUUACAUGCCACUUUACUAAAUGGUUUGCUCUACAGGUUGUCUGCGCCCUUGACAAGCAACUUUUGUCCUGGAUCAGUUCUUGGAGCCUGAAGGUGAAACAAAGCUUGGAUGUGUUGGUACCACCACAUCUGCUGUGCAGCAAUUAUUUGGAAGGUCUACCCUGUGAUCUGGCCACUUGCAAAAAUAAACAUGGCAGGUACUCUGCAGAAGAAACUGAUGCCCUCAACAUGCUUAAUACUGCUGUGAGUUUUUUUUCUAAAAGUCAUCCAUUGAUAUUUGUUUUUUUAAAGUCAUUCAUGUUUUUUUUUUGUUUUUUGUUUUUUUGUUGUUGAAAAUAUUAAUUUUAUUUGAACACGCUGUUGGUAGGUGUUCAUCAAUUCUAAAACUUUAAAACUAAUUCCAAAUAUUGUAAUUUUGUAGAGUGGUUCUGGUGCUAGAGCCAGCACUUUAUUUGUGAUGCAGGCGCCAACUUGUUCCAGUUAAUCAGUUUAAAUUUUAAAAAAAACAACUAUUGGCAAGGGAGAUAACUCAUAACUUAUUCCCCUCAUCUGUCAUGGUUACGAAAAUAUUAAAACAAGAAAAUACAAUGUCAUCACUCGUGAAACAAUUCUUGUAUCCCCAGGCACUUUUUGACCAUCAUCUACAAACAGGGUUAGAGAACCUUACAGAGGAAAACAACUUGAAGUCAGACUUAGACAGUCUGACCAAUGUCUCAGUCAAGUGGAAGUCAGCCAAAGAUCUGCUCCGCUUCUUAGUGCCACUGUACCCAUCACAAAAUAGGACAGCCUUUGAUAAGGUCAAACCACUUGUCGCCAAGGCACGGAUCAGCAAAGACUCAGUUGCCCAAGUUGAGAGGUGAGUUCACUAGCCAUAAGUGUGACAUUUAUCUUGUUAUUUUCAAAUUGUGCGUCUUUAACUUCAGGCUUGCAGUCGGCUUCUUUAACUACCACAUCAGAGAAAAAAAUCUUUUUUGGUGAAUCUGUUACAUUACAGGAAGGCUUUAACACAAACCAUUUAUUUACUUACUUAAAAUACAUCCUUUGAGGGGUGAGUUGUGUCGACGCCCGAACAGGUCAUACUUACUUAUCAGCCCCACCAAUACCAGAAAAACUAAUUGGCAUAAAUCCAGAUACCUUGAGUCAAACAUGGAUCGAGAGUCUCUAAAGAGAAUUAAAAAUACCACCUGCAAACCUUAUUUUGCCAAUAUAAUGAAGUGAGCUAACUUCUACCUUGAGCUCUGAAGGCUGUACCGGCCAAUGGAAAUGCCCAUGAUUCUUCAUAAAAACACAACACCUUGCCCUGUCUUCUUAGUUUUGCUAGUGAUAUUUGAAGCAAAAUUAUCUCUUUUUGAUGGAUUUAUCCCCCACACCCCAAAAAUAAUAAUAAUUUCAUCAAAACAAAAUUAAGAAAACACAAACAACAUGACAUAAGGACAAAUUAUUUAGUUUGACAAUCUUGCCUUGAAUUAAAAAUAGCUUUUUUUUUAUGUUGGUCUGUGUAUAUAUUGAUCAAGCAGUGGUUUUAAUAAAUUUUUUUACUGUCAAGAUAGAUGUCAAUAAACAGUGUGAGGUGAAUUGAUGGUGUGCGACCUUGUGAUGAGAGUUUGUAGGUACAGAGAUGCAGAGUUAGUGGGUUGAGAGCCGUCUUAUUAAAGUGUCCGUAGUCCUCUAUCCCCGUGUUUAGUUAGGUGCUGAGAAUUAAUGUGUAGUUUGAUUCUGAGAGGAUUAGUUUUGUAGGUCGUCAGAGUCCUGUAGCUUCAUGCUGAGGUAACGGCCAUGUCAAUAAAGAACAUAAUUGGACAGUCUGUUGGUAUUCUCUGAAUUGUUAAACCCAAGUGUGGCUAGCAAGUGGAAAAAACGAUACCCUAGACAACGUUGAGCUUUAUGAACUGCCCGUCAGUAGAAUGCUUACUCUGGGGCCAAGUAACAUGCAUUAUAUAAGUAUACAACCUAUACCUUACAACAUAAACCAGCAUCAAAUAAAUCUCUUACAGAUACCUGACCUACUUGUGGCAAAAUCCAGGCCGAGUUGGCAAGGGAAAGUCCAAGAAUGUCAUCAAGGAGCGAUGCAAGUCAUGUGACUGGAUUGUCCAGGCCUGUUUCUUUUCAGCCUUAUUGAACUUCGAACACCUUAAUGUUGCCGAUGAGGUGCAGAGCUUAGAGGUAAGAAUACAACAAUUGUCACUGUACCCUUGGGCUUCAUCGUCACUGUACCCUUGUGCUACAGCUUGUUAAUUUUUCUAAAGAAAAGAAAAAGAAACAAUGCAUACAGUUACAUAUAGUAGCAUUUCCCUCUUGUUACUGAUGAUUUCAUCAUAAACCUUGCUCUCGAUAAAACCAUUUUUUUAUUCUUAACGUCAGUGAAAUGAGUCAGGGUCAUUUAAUUUGGAGAAAUGUAUAUCCUCUGAUUUUUUUGAGGUCAUGUGCGUAGAAAAUACAUUUUAGAGAUGGUGCACAUUUUUGUGCGCACUGUAAUAAGGCAAAUCUAAAGAUUUAAAUUGCCUUGUUAAUAGUAUUCAAAUUAAAUGGAUUGGUGUGCUAGGAAAUUAUGAGUUAAUAAUAAAUAAUUAAAAAAUCAAUUAUUUUCAUAUAAAAAUCUCGUGUGCCCACUUAACUUUAUGCCUGCCCUGGCUCUAUGAGAUGUGCUCAUGCACAAAUGAGGAAACAAUGUGCUCGUUUCCCAACCCCAGCGAAUAAAUGCUGUGAUCUUUCAACUAUUACCUGGAUAAAUCUCCAAUAUAAGUUUCUAGAAGCAAACAUUAUAUAAGCAUGAUAAUAAGCAAUCAUGCUACUGUUUUGAGCUACUGCAGAGCAACAAAAUUGUAAAGAUUGAUAUCAUUUGGAAUGCACCACUUAGUUCCUGAAAGGGCUAAAUAUUAUCAUACUACACAAAUUAAACUUUGGGUGCUAUAUGUGAGUUAUUUCUUUUUCAAAUACUUUUAAAACCAUAUUAAUAAUCUAAUUUCAUUAAAAUGUUUGAUACAUUUCAGAAACAUCUAAUGACCAAUGUAAAGCCCUGGUUUCACAAAGGGCAGAAGUAUGCCCUCUUCAAACCAAGCCGCAGCAGAACUGAUAAUAAAGUAAUGGUAGAGACGAUUGGCACCCGUUUCAUUGAGUCUAUGGAGUUUUUGAAAAAUGAACAAGACCCUAAAGAAGCUGUGUUUUCCUUCACCAAAAUGAUCAGCAUACUUGGCACGCGCAAUAAACUUCCGCUGAUGCCGGCCAUGGAGCACCUGGUCUUUUGGAUGGAAUUCCAUUUCUGUCUGUUAUGGUUCUUCAUUGCCCAAGUUGCUGUCGUAAGUAGAGUGUGGUGAGAGUGUCCUGUUGUGGACCGAGGGAAAUGUACAUACCAAUGUUAAAAUCGUAAAUGUAUACAGCUAAAAAGCUACUGCGUAAGAAACAAUAUUUCUUUUAAAUUAUGAUCAAUAUCCUCCCUUAAAAGUAGUUACCUCCCUUCCAAGAUAUCCUGCUACCAUGUUUUGUCUGUACCGGUAUCUGAGAGUACUAAAUUAAUCCAUCCCAUCCCUGUGGCACAGCAGCCCAAGUAGGGCUUUGGCCUGUCUCAACACUUCUUUCUAGUCAGACCUAACUGAUCCUUUUCUUUUCCAUAGUGUCCAGCCCAGGGAACCUGCCCUUUUUAUUUCUGCUAUGGGGGGGGGGGGGAUCCUGAUAUAGUUUAUACAAUUAAAUUGUGGAUUUGCAUUCUCCAUCCAUAUUCAUCCUUUGUUCGUCCAUAUAUUUUGCGGAUCCCUUUUCUCUCCCAUAGGGACCUUCCCUUUUUUAUUCUGGUAUGGGGGGGGGGGGGAUCCUGAUAUAGUUUAUACAAUUAAAUUGUGGAUUUGCAUUCUCCAUCCAUAUUCAUCCUUUGUUCGUCCAUAUAUUUUGCGGAUCACUUUUCUCUCCCAUGUGUUCAAUAGGUUUUCUGCUUUUUUUGUUAGGGUCCAAUUUUUACCGACAAAUGUGACUACUGAUCUGAUCACAGUUUUUAAUGGUUUUCUUUGUUUUUUGAAAAUGCUUUUUCUUUGUUAGUAUUGAAGAAUGUCAUUUUUCCGACCGUUAUUCUCUCUUUUAUUUAUCUUAGCUAGUCUCAAAAAGUUUAUAUCAACCUUCACUACACAGGGUUUUGAUAAAGCAAGUUUUAAAUUAUUUAAAACUAUAUAAGAUAAGGAAAGAUUAUUUUAUUGAUCCAAAUAAAUGGAAAUGUUUUUUUAUUACAUUAUCAGACCUGUUUACUCUUACGAUUUUGGCAUACAAUGUACAAUUUUUAGAUGUAUACAUGUUUAUUUUUUUACUAUUAAGAUUUUGUGAUGAUAUUGUACGAUUUUAAAAGGUCUGCAUUAUACUUAUUCAUUUCAGCACAUAAAUAAAUACAUGUCUUACCACGACAAUAUUUUACAAUUAGAAAAAUUUAAACACAAGACAUCCAAAGUAUUUCUCUAGGGUAAAAAUCAGCUGUUGCAUGUCAACUUAAAUAUGCUUUCAUUAAAAGAGAAAAGGAUUUAUUUUUUAACUGAAUUUUAAAUUAUCUACAGGGAAGCCACACAAAUCCAUUGAAGCCUCCCUUCUAUGUGACCAGCACCAUGUUUGCUAAUGUUAAUCUAGUCAAUACUUUGAUGGGAGAUAGUACCAUACAAGAACUGGUGAUACUCUAUGAGCGCCAUGAGAUCAAACCCAUGUUCAAAAGACAAGAUCAUCUCUGCAACUUCCUUGUUGGAAACAAUAAAUUUAGGUAUAAAAAAACUUUUAGCAUAAGCAAAAUUUAAUAUAACAUCAGCUCAGCUAAAAUCUUAUCUUCCAUGCAUUAGAAAUAUAUAUAUAUACACACACACACAUAGAAAUAACCCGCCAAACAAUGGAGACGGCAAUGCCUAUUGAACACAGCGUUACAGCCAGCCAUAAAUAGAUACCUAUAGCAUUAUUAGUUGUCAUAUGUAAUAUUAAGUUUUGUGAACAACAGUCCAGUAGAGAUGAGAAGAUGUCAAAGAGUUUGAGUACCAUGUAAUCAAGAACUGUUUCAAAAUUGUGUUUGUUAAAACUAUCAGUGAAAAAAAUGCUUUCAAUCUUUGUAUUUUCAUCAAAUUUGAUCAAAAUAAUCAUAAUCCCCUUCCAUAUAGUCAAUGUAACGUCUCGAUAAUUAGACUAUAUUUUAUUUUCCUUUUAUUUGAAUCAAAUCUUAUCUCCUCUAAAAGAUCCUAAGUGGAAAAUUUGCUUGGCUGUUUAAAAAGAAUAAUUAAAAGAAAGGCUUGCAGUUGAUUAACUGAUCAGUAAAAAGGAGUAUCAUUAUUAUUCGUAUUUCUGCACAGUGCUUUCAGUUUAAUCAACUAUUUCAAUGAUUUGUGUGCAUCGAGCCCGGCCCAGCAUGCACUUGCCGAACGUGUUUUACUUCUCACUGUCAUCACCCUACUCAAUAUCCCAGAAGGUUUUGUCUCGUCAGACUAUGAGGUGCCAAUUAGGAUAGAACUAUUCAAGGUCGGUUUCGGUUUAAUACAUGCAUCUAUUGCCCUGGUAAAUUAGGUUUCAUAAGUACUCAUUUAUUUUUCAAACUUCUGCUGAUUCUCUCAAACAAGAAAUAUUUUGCUAUGAGAUCAUGCCUUUGCAUGUUUAUAAAAAAAAUAAUUACUUAAAAUGUUUGAAAUUUUGAAAACCUGAAAAUAUUCAACCCCCAAGUUUACCAUACGGAAUAUAUCUUUACUGUUAUUUUGUUUGGAUGUGUUGAACAAGUGUAACAAAUCUAUUUACAGUGACAGCAAAAGUUCCACAGAAGAAACAAAUUUAGCAUAAAAAAAGUUCCACUGUUUAAGUAGUGAUUUAAAGUUGUAAUAAAAAAAAACAAAAAAAAACAUUUAAUGCAUAAACUACAUAUUUUUUAAUGUGUGCCUGUCUUUAUUACAGCUCCAUGUUACAGAAUCAAUGCCAUCAUCCCUUCAACUGUUUUUAAAUGAAAUAAAAAAGGCUGCAACUUACAAGGACGUUGCUGUGGCGGCAAUGACCUACUUAAGAACCCGAGGUCAUGUGAAUGUGUUCCAGUGCCAGUGGCUUGGUCGUUCCACCUGCCAAAUGAACUGGAAGGAGUUUCAAGUAGCAGACUAUUCCAAGCAGAGUUUUUCUAACAUCAAUCUACAAGAUCUGGUCAAAAGCAGCCUGCAGCAAGUUCAGGUGGACAUCUUGAAUAAUUAUUUUAUCUCUUGUAAAAAUUCACUACUACAUAACCAAUGAGUUUACAUUGUAAAAUAAAAAGUAAUAAUUUUGUUUAAAGUUUUUCAAUUUUUAGCGUUUCAAAGAAUGUUGCUACAGAUAGGCCCUACUUAGUUAACGAAGAUUAAAAGUAACUUGUGUAAUGUGGUAAUCUGAAAAUUUUUCUCUCAAUCAUUCUUAUAAUCAGACAUCCCCCAGGAGCAGUGUAAUGUAGCAGUGUCAUUUAAUAAAAGCAAAAUAUAUUUCAUCCUCAUUUUUAUUAUUUUAUUUAUUUGUCCCUUCCCAGGCUUUCCCACUCUUUGUUUCACUCAUUUCCUUUUACCCAACCUGAUUGCAAUCACUCCACACCCCCUAUUACCAAUCACCAUAAUAAAAGCACACUAUAUUGUUGAAAAUAGGAUUCAGUGAUGAAUUGUUCAACAAACAUGCAAGGUAUCAUAACUGCCAUUUAACCAUGCUCUUCCAGGUACCUAUCCAUGGAGAUGAGCCGGAUGUGAUGGAUGAAGAGGACCUGAGGAAAAUGGAGGCGAAGAAGUUGGCCAUAGAAGAAGAAGAAAAGAGAAAAACUUCGAUUAAGGUAAUAAUUUGAAGUUUCAUUGGUUAGGUUUAUCAGAAGGUACCACUUGAGAUAGUUCAGACAUUGGUUAGUUUUAUCAGAAGGUAAAAAUUGAAAUAGUUCACCCAUUGGUUAGGUUUAUCAGAAAUUAACCAUUGAAAUAGUUCCGGCCAUUGGUUAGGUUUAUCAGAAGGUAGCUAUUGAAAUAAUUGAGCCAUUGGUUAGGUCUAUCAGAAAGUAACAAUUGAAAUAGUCAGGCCUGAGAAGGGAUUUUACUUUAUCUUAUGCCUCCUCAUUUUCUAUGUUGGUUUUCCAGAAAAUCAUUCGCCUGCUCAAAGUAAAUGUCAUGCUCAAGAGACUGGAGAGAAAAUCUUACAAGAACUUUGAAUGGGAAGAGCUGUUUCGAAAUUACACCAUAAGUAGUCAGUCUUGUGGAAUAUGUGGUACAACAUUUGAACCAACAGAUGGUGAUGUAGAUCCUUCUAGUGAAGGUAUGUUAGAACUGUACCCGGAAUUUUGUAUGAAACCAAAAUGGACGAGGGAAUCUUGUUCGAACUGAAGUUUGUUUGAAUGGAUUUAAUGGUUUUAACAAAAUAUAUUUUUUUAAAUUAAAUUUUUAAAAGUUUACAUUUUCCCCAUUUCUCACGUGCACCUUCCCUUUAGCACAGUUAAUUUUUAAAAAUCUCUGUUGAAAAAAUUUCAUUUUGAACAAGCUUCCAUUCUAGAGGUUGGUUUUGAUACUACUUCUAGUGAAGGUAUAUUAGAACAGUUAGUUGCUGAUGUAGAUCCUUCUAGUUCUAGUCAAGGUAUGUUAGACAUUUUUAAGUAAAGAAUAAAGGUGUCCCUCAUUAAAUCUGAUCCACUUUACAUGUAUGACAUGGUGUGCUCUCUGUAUGGGAUCGACUUUACAUGUAUGACAUGAGGUGCUAUCUGCAUGUGAUCGUGUAAACAGCCAAUCUAUCAGGUUAUAUUUCUUAAGUUUCACUAACAGUGUGCAUCGAUAAACGUUAUACUUAUAAGUCUCUUUAAUGAACAAUUCAGUUUGUAUUUUCGUUGUGUACUAAUUAAAGUUAAGUAAUUGGUUGAGAAGAGAAAAUAUUAGUUGAUAUUAAUCCAAAUGUGUUGGUGUAUUAUGGAAUUGGGGGAAAAGUGUUGGGGGUUUUUUUUUGGGAGGGGGGGGGGGUUACCAGAUAUUCCCUUGAUAUUAACAAGCUUGAAUUCUGUGUUUUAUUGCGCAGACAUCUCCGAUGUCCCAGUUCUGCAGACCAGGGAUGCCCACAACAAAACUGAGGCUCACCAGAAAGCAUACAAAGACUUUGUGGCAUUUAAACAAGUUUAUGGCUCUCAAGUUAGUACUCUUUUAACUAAGUGUUAGAUUGUACAAAGACUUGUGGCAUUUAAACAACUUUAUGGCUGUCAAGUUAUUACUCUUAAGAAUAAGUGUUAAAUUGUACAAAGACUUGUGGCAUUUAAACAACUUUAUGGCUCUCAAGUUAGUACUCUUACAACUAAGUGUUAAAUUUUACAAAGACUUGUGGCAUUUAAACAACUUUAUGGCUCUCAAGUUAGUACUCUUAAAAAUAAGUGUUAAAUUGUACAAAGACUUGUGGCAUUUAAACAACUUCAUGGCUCUCAAGUUAGUACUCUUAAAAAUAAGUGUUAAGUUGUACAAAGACUUGUGGCAUUUAAACAACUUUAUGGCUCUCAAGUUAGUACUCUUACAACUAAGUGUUAAAUUGUACAAAGACUUGUGGCAUUUAAACAACUUUAUGGCUCUCAAGUUAGUACUCUUAAAAAUAAGUGUUAAAUUGUACAAAGACUUGUGGCAUUUAAACAACUUUAUGGCUCUCAAGUUAGUACUCUUAAAAAUAAGUGUUAAAUUGUACAAAGACUUGUGGCAUUUAAACAACUUUAUGGCUGUCAAGUUAUUACUCUUAAGAAUAAGUGUUAAAUUUUACAAAGACUUGUGGCAUUUAAACAACUUUAUGGCUCUCAAGUUAGUACUCUUACAACUAAGUGUUAAAUUGUACAAAGACUUGUGGCAUUUAAACAACUUUAUGGCCCUCAAGUUAGUACUCUUAAAAAAAAGUGUUAAAUUUUACAAAGACUUGUGGCAUUUAAACAACUUUAUGGCUCUCAAGUUAGUACUCUUACAACUAAGUGUUAAAUUGUACAAAGACUUGUGGCAUUUAAACAACUUUAUGGCCCUCAAGUUAGUACUCUUAAAAAAAAGUGUUAAAUUGUACAAAGACUUGUGGCAUUUAAACAACUUUAUGGCUCUCAAGUUAGUACUCUUACAACUAAGUGUUAAAAUUUACAAAGACUUGUGGCAUUUAAACAACUUUAUGGCUCUCAAGUUAGUACUCUUAAAAAAAAGUGUUAAAUUGUACAAAGACUUGUGGCAUUUAAACAACUUUAUGGCUCUCAAGUUAGUACUCUUAAAAAAAAGUGUUAAAUUGUACAAAGACUUGUGGCAUUUAAACAACUUUAUGGCUCUCAAGUUAGUACUCUUACAACUAAGUGUUAAAUUUUACAAAGACUUGUGGCAUUUAAACAACUUUAUGGCUCUCAAGUUAGUACUCUUAAAAAAAAGUGUUAAAUUGUACAAAGACUUGUGGCUUGUGGCAUUUAAACAACUUUAUGGCUCUUAGAGUGAUAAAUUUAAACACAGACGUUCUUUUACAAAUAAAACUUUUUAUUUGUAAAACAAAAAUGGGGACUGUAGUCUAUAAAUGCAAUUCAAUUUUAUCAUGGUUCCCCCCCACACAACUUUUAUUUCUAACUUUCAGAUACACUCUGCGUUAGACGUUGUCAAGCGGUUCCUGAUCGGCAAUCAGGUGGAGGAAAAUUCAACAAUUUACACAGAAGUGCGGUUUGAUGUGUCCAAGCUGCUCAAUGCCUUCACUGAUUUCAACAGUCUCUUCAAUACUGUUUUGAUACAAAGAAAAUGGUCUGAGCAACAGGCUGUACUAGAUGCAUUCAGAAAUUUACAGGAUGAAUUUUCAAGGAAAAAGGACAACAUAGCUUCUCAAUUCCACAGGUUUCAGGUGGGGUAUAUUUUAUCAUGUUUCUUUUAUAGUGGGCCACAUUUUUUUUAGAAUGAUAACCCUACACCUAGUAAUCUGAUCUCACGAAAAAGUUUUUAAAUCAAUUUUCUUUUCAAGGACCCAAUUUUUUUUAAUUUUUAAAAAAAAUUAAAGAAUGAUAAGCUGGCAUUCAAACUGUCAAUAUCAUGCUAAGAUUUCCAAUAAGGGAAAUAAUGAAUACUACAUUACAGCUAAGUGUUAUUUUUAUUUAAUUAUAUUUUUAAUAAUAAUAAUAAUAAAGUCCAUUUCAAAGACACGCUUCAUCCCUAAUUAAUGCUCAAAGCGCGGUACAAAGUCAACCGUAUAGGACAAUUUAUAUUUUUUCACAUUACUGUUGUUUGUUCGCUGAUGAAGGCUUCUUGCUGACACGUUCGUUGUUUUUUUGCAUUAUUUUUUUCAGGUUUUCCCAUGCUUUUUUUCACUCAUUUUCUUGUUUGCUAGCCCUGAUUGCAGUCUCUCCCCCUUAUUGCCAUAAAUAUCUCUAAAUACUUUAUUUUAUGUUCAACACAUUUGGGUAACAAUUUUGAAUUGUGAAUGCUAGUGUUUUUUAAAUAGGUAAAUGGAUGAUCCACCAAAUUUAAUUAGUACCACCAGCAAACUAUUUUGAAAGAAAAAAUCCGUAAAUGAAGUUAGUAAAACAUGUGUGAAAAUAUCCUUUUAACUCCUUUAUGAGGAGACAUCAGUAAGCCUAAUGUAAUUAUUUGAGGUUAAAAAAGUUUAACUUUUGAUCUUUGAGUAACUUGCUUUUUUAUGAUGUUAUUGCAGAAAGGAGAAGGUAACCCAAACACACGAGAGAGAACUGACAGGGAUCAGGAAGUGACGGAAGGUGUUUUAGAUAUUGAACCAACCGCAGCACAAGACCACGGCAAACCGGUGCAGGAGAACUUUAGGACGCAAAGGAGGUCACGUCAAAACCGAAGACCAGAUUACAGGCGAGAGGGGAGACAACACUAUGAAGAUUAUCCACCGGAAGGCAACUAUCAUUAUGAUCAGGCCCCCAGACGAUUCAGACAAGCAUAUCAUGGUCAAGAAAGACAAGGAUAUUAUUAUGGACAAGAAAGGCAAGACUAUGAAGGAAGACCUGACUAUUUCAGGCUGGAGAACAGAGGAAAUCGCAGAGGUGGACAAAGAUAUUUUACUAAAAACAGGGAUAGUUAUAUGAAGGACCUUCCUCCUAGAUUCAAAGAUCAGUUUAAUCAUUAACAAAAUAUUUAAUAGAAUUUUUUUUUGUUUUUAAUUCUACAUGUUCAAAAACAGCCAUGUUUUACUGAAAUAUUUUCUUUCAAAUUGUUGCUGUAAAAUUGGACCAAACACUGGCCUCUUUGUUGAGCCAUGAGUUUGAAUAUGAUUUAAUCAGCAUGGGUGAAGGCAAAGGUGGAUUAAAGCAGAGUAGUGUAACAAUGGGGUAAUGUAACAGUAGAGUAGUGUAACAAUAGGGUAAUGUAACAGUAGAGUAGUGUAACAAUGGAGUAAUGUAACAGUAGAGUAGUGUAACAAUGAGGUAAUGUAACAUUAGAGUAGUGUAACAAUGGGGUAAUGUAACAGCAAUGUUAAAACAAAUGCAAAAAUGGAUCAAUGAAAAAAUGCAAUGGCAGAUUUAAAAAAAAAAAAUUUUAAUGGUCAGUGCAAAAAUUGAUCAGUAUGACAGGUUAGUAUUGCAAAGAUGCCUUCAUGUAAAUGUAACGUGCCUGUAACCUAAAAGAUAUUGUUAAUUAUAGAUCUUACAUGGUGAGAAUAAUCAUUUUUUUUUUGUUGAGAAAAUCAAAAUAUCCUUGGUUGGUUGGUUGGUUUUUCCUCACAAUCUCGUGUCUGUCAACUGUCGCUAGAUUUCAUUCCAAGCUGAGCACAUAUUUUUGUUCUACUGUUGAGGUUUCUGCUGUUCCUCAACUAGACACAAAUACUGUGUGUUAGGAUUUUGUUUGGUUUUAUUUGUAACUGCUCCUGUAUUACACUGUCAUUAAGUUUUUAUGAUUAAUUUUAAAUGUAUGGCCUUUUGUUUUUUCUUUUUAUUUAUAACAGUUCAUCAUAAAUAGCUUUACACAUUUUGGUUUCAAUGAAAAUACAAUCUGUUUCAAAUUUUUUUGUUUUUGAAUUUCAG